CUAUUCCAAUCAAAACCGAAGCAAAGUGAACGGCAAUUCAUUUCUGAYACCGMCUGCAAUGGAAGGAGKAUGGAUUAUUCAUUUCGAGCUUCUCGUCGCUUUCGUUUCGCAUUAUGUUACAAUGGACUAAUUCUUCUCCUUGUACUACUAUUCAUAUCCAAAACGGUCGUCCGGGUACAGGGGUCUGGUUCCGACCUGCAGGAUCGAUGGAGUCUCCCAGAAGAUGGCCCCACGAGUUUYGAUUAUGACGAAGAUGAAACCGAUGAAGGAGCAAUCUUUUUCUUUGAAUUUCCAAUCUCGAAAGACRUCGCUACAGAUGACAACGUCGACGUGAGUUUUUACGACCAGGGCUGCCGCUACAACGACGGAGAUCCAARGGUAGAAAUUUUCAAGGGAAUUUCGGAAAAUGUCAGUUUUCGGGGGACGGAAAACACCRUUUUCGCAGAUCUGAAUAUGAGGCUAGGAACGUCCGAAACAAAUCUUCCAUCGCUGCUACAGGAAUAUCCAACGCUAUGGGACGAAGAGAAAAGCCAGAUCUCUUUCUGCGUUCGGUUCUCACUGGUGACAGACGGCAUCGAGGUGAACUUUCUUGAAACCGUCGUGAUCCUAAAGGUCAAUCUCGUGGCGGGAUUUCAAAUCAUUGACGUAUCCGUCGCGCCAAAAGAGAAAAUCGAGAGCUUUGCCGGGGUAUCCUACGAUGUCACUGCAUAUCUUUGUGGUGGAAACUACAAACCACUCGAGGAAGAAASAACUGGAUUGGUCGAAAUGCUGUAUGAGGUGUGCGAUGCAGACAACCAAAUCCAGACAAUUUCGGAGGUCACGGAAAUAACWAACACUGCGCAGGUCGGACAGGAAUACCAGCAAGAGCUUUCGGAAUCACAAAAAGUUGAAAAAGAGCCAAUUAUCUAUCCACAGGGAUCCGUAGUUAGGGUGUGCAUCCGACCCGACGACACCGUUUACGGGGAGGUUUCGAUGCGAACCAUCGAGGCUUUGGUAUUUGAGGGCACCUACACGGCCGCGAUCGAUUACCAAAUCGUGGCARCGCCACCGCUUACUACCAAGAGCAAUGGUGUGUUUACUCAGUAUGCUGUCAAAGACGGAUCAACCGACGUAUCGUUUGAUUUGUCGUACAUGUCUUGCGAAAGCAAUCGCUUAGAAGGWCACGACGAUGUUGUUGUGUGUGCGGUGGAUACGGUGCUGGUUGCGGCGUUCUUUUGGAGGACACCCGGUGUUACGGCGACCGUCACAGCCUAUGGUGUUGCCACCCUGCAGUUCGGAACUCCGGCGUCCGACGAACGAAACUUGGMAAGAACAGUUACUAGUGAACUCCAUCUGCAGUCAGGGGAGGACCGCCCCAGCCAACGCSAAGCAGAAGUCGACCUUGAAAAAAUAUGGAGCAUGGACCGUCCGAUUGUCGAYUUCUCGACGAUGCGCGAAGAGGGAGGAUUUGACUUCGACAUGGAGUACACUUUCAGUGAUGCGAUUUCCAACGAAAUGAUCCUGGUCGAGGCCUACAACAAGGAAUGCGAGCAACCGGGCGAGGAGCCCAUCGCAACUUAUCCUUUCCUCAMCAACUCACAAGCGUCUUCCGAUCUCCUGGAGGUCUCUUUUACGAAAGCCUACAAGACCGGAACCGGACAAGGCACACAAAAAGUGAAGGUAACGGCCCAAUGGAAGAGGCAGGAAAAGGGUUUUAUGCGCUCMCUCCAGGAUUCCGAAUURUAUAGCGAAAACUCGGAUGGAAGCUUCGUGCAGAUCUCCGUGUGCAUACGGUGCCARUUGCACACGUCGAGGUCCGACGGCGGGAUCGAGGUCAACUUCCUGGAAACCCCCGUGAUCCUCAACAUCGAUCUGAAGGCGGGAGUUGAUUUCGGGAUAAACUUUGGUCUCGUGCCCGAUGACGACAAGUGCCUCGCCGAGCUGCAGCGAAUGAGCGGGGGGGGAUUCGACAGCCUCUACGAGAACGCACUAUACUGGAAACCGGGUUCCAGCUCGGUCGAUCCCUCCAUGCCGAUGGGACCCUCCGUGUUUGGAUCGUAUUCGUCCCGGUACGGAACGAGCUCGUACGGCGGCUCUGGGUCCGGCUACCGGUCGUCGCACACAAGGGCCCAACCGGGAAACAAGUUUUUCGGGUCGAGGCCGUCUUCCGCCACCAGCACCGCAAGCUUGUACAUCGGAGCACGCACCACCGCAAUCGGAUUUGCGGUGUCCCUGCUGGUAGUGCUUUCACCGAUGUGAGAGCUGUCGCUAAAAUGGCCA
Pseudo-nitzschia multistriata is the source of this 2259-nucleotide messenger RNA. Lineage: Eukaryota; Bacillariophyta; Bacillariophyceae; Bacillariales; Bacillariaceae. The record is from the annotation of a GenBank genome assembly.